This is a messenger RNA of Poeciliopsis prolifica (blackstripe livebearer), 1997 nucleotides long. RefSeq names its product docking protein 1-like. The transcript is spliced from 7 exons. The coding region runs from base 531 to 1823 and encodes 430 amino acids. The record is from RefSeq and is a predicted model, not a curated record. Gene Ontology annotation, cellular component: cytoplasm. NCBI's taxonomy places the organism in Eukaryota, Metazoa, Chordata, Actinopteri, Cyprinodontiformes, Poeciliidae. Gene Ontology annotation, biological process: positive regulation of MAPK cascade; cell surface receptor protein tyrosine kinase signaling pathway.
GUGUGUGUGUGUGUGUGUGUGUGUGUGUGUGUGUGUGUGUGUGUGUGUGUGUGUGUGUAGGUGUGUGUGUGUGGGUGUGUGUGUGUGUAGGUGUGUGUGUAUGUGUGUGUGUGUGUGUGUGUAGGUGUGUGUGUAGGUGUGUGUGUGUGUGUGUGUGUGUGUGUGUGUGUGUGUGUGUGUGUUUCAGCAGGUGAGGAUCAUGUCUCUGGAAUGCCUCCUGGCCCAACCUUAAUGCUGUUCGGAGCAGGAAGUUCCUCAGACGUGUUUCUGCGUCCUCCAGCAGCGGUGGUCCGGUCCGGUCCGGUCCAGUCCGGCUCCUGGUUCCUUCUCCAUGGACUCUCACAUCAAAACAGGCAAAGUUUACCUGAAGCCGCUCAAACCCCACAAAAAAUGGAAACCGGUCAGGCUGUCCCUGUUCGCGCCCAGCAGCAGCGGCGGGCCGCCUGGAGAUCGGGGACGGCGGAGGGGGCGCUGAGCUGCGGAAGCCCCACCAGCUUCACGGGGAGAAGAAGGUGAAGGUGGUGCACCUGAUGGAGCUGAUCUCCGUCCUGAGGCUUCCUCCCAAUGCCGAGGCCUGCCACCUGGACAACAUGUCCACGUUCUGUGUGGAGACCAAAGACAGGACCCUGGUGUUCGCCGCUGCCAAAGACGACUGCCUGGAGUGGGUGGACAAGCUGCGUCACUGCAGCUUCCAGAGAGAGAAAAGUUCUGGAUCCAGUCAGGUCCACAUGGAGGAGAACCAGAUUUAUGCCUCAGCAGACGAAGCCCCUCAGUUCUGGGUGGUGGUUCAGAAGAACGACGCAGCGACGCGACGAGGCCUGCAGGGGUCGCACUGGCUGCAGCUGGAACAACAUUCGCUGCUGCUGAGAGACACGAAGAAGAAGACGAAGGUGAUGGAGUGGCCCUACGAGCUACUGAGGCGAUACGGCCAUGAUAAGGUGUCCCUCACCAUUGAAGCAGGUCGGCGCUGUGAAUCUGGUCCUGGAACCUUCUGCUUUGAGACUCAGCAGGCUGACAAGAUCUUCAACCUGAUCCAGAGUAACAUCAAGCGAAACGCUCCGGCUGCUGCUUCUGGAUCCCAGAGCCAAGACACGGAGAAAGUGCUUGUCACCAACGUUCAACCUCAUUCCCCUCUACCCAAAGUCCGUGACAUGACCAACAAGGCUGACAUCCUGGAGAACAAGCUGAGGAUGCAGGACCGGAGAUCCCCGGUGUUUGACAAUACAGCAAAGGUUCUGGAUGAUUCGGUUGGUCCGUCAGAAGGUUCUCCUGCUCCGAUCACCUUGAUGCCGCUUCCAUCUAUUCCUACGCAGGACAAUACCUCCAGAGACAAACUCAAGAGCCAAUCCAAUGCCAUAUAUGCUGAUCCAAAUGACUGUGGCCCGUCUAUUAUGGUACCCAAACUGGCCACCGCUCAGUACAUCGACCCGGCGAGGAUCCUUCCUCUGAAGCCACCGUUGUCACUGGACCCUGCACUUCCCAACGCCUCAGACUCAAAUCCCGAUGCGAGGGCCGGCGUUCCAGACUCGGUUUACUCAGAGGUUUACGACAAAAUCAGCCCAGACAAGAAAAAGCAACCCGUUCUACAGAACGCAACAACAACGUCCGAUGAACCCAUUUACUCUGAGCCCGUCUCCAGAAAAGAGCCAGACUGCCAGAAGCCUGAACCCAAACCCGACCCAUUCGCACACCUGUACGCUCAGGUCUGCAAAGCACCAACGUCAAGUAGGAAACUCAACGCCUGUCACCACAACGACGACUUCCUCAACCACGACGGGUUCUUCGACGUCCAGAGAGGAACCUCUGGACGAUGUCAUCUAUGAGAACCUGGGCAUCAUUUAAAUCACUACCUGACAUCUGGAACUCAAGACUUUUUCAGUUUUUCUGUUUUCUUGGCUUUAUGUAAAUUAGCCAGAUUUGUUCUGCUGUGAUAUGAACAUGUUUCACCAGUCAGGACUUGACCUGCAUUUUUAACACAUUAAAUAUGUUUAUUUUAA